AUGGUCGGCCCUUCAGCUUCACUUUCGGCUUUACAUCGGGCGGAUGGCUCUGCAUCAUACAAAUGUCCCGCUACUGGCUUCGCUGUGCUUGGUGCUGUGAAUGGACCUGUUGAGCUGCCAGCCCGUCGCGACGCUCUGAAACCCGAAGAAGCCACCGUCGAGGUAUUCGUGAAGCCCGGUAAUGCCGUCCCUGGAGUUGGCGAAAAAUACGUGGAGGGCAUCUUGCGCGAGGUCCUGAGCACAGUGAUCCUCCGGCGCGAGAAGGGACUCCCCCGUCGCGGAGUGGUCAUCACACUGGCAAUUGUGGGGGGUGAGGCCACAGAACGCGGUGACUCGUAUCUCACUCUCCUCCCAGCUCUCCUACAUGCCGCCCUACUGGCCCUGAUCUCCGCUGCCAUUCCCUUAUCCAUGACCCUCGCUACUACAUUGCUCGGUGUGACUCGAUCCGGGGAGAUUGUUCGAGACCCGUCGCCCGCUGUCGCUAAAGCUGCUACUUCCUUGCACGCCAUUUCGUUCUCCUCGAAGGGCCACCUGCUGAUGAAUGAAAGUCUGGGACGGUUCGAUUUUGACACCUGGGAAUUGGUUCGACAGCAAGCCGCUACUAUCUGCGGAGCAGCGGCCACACCUGCUUCCGAUGGCGACGCCGCCAUGGGCGGAACUGAGAAUUCCCAUGUGGAUGAAUUUGUUCGUGAGACCGUGGAGGACCAUCUGCACCGUGACUACAACUGGAAACUCGAGUCGAUUUGA
Molecule: messenger RNA, 747 nt
Organism: Penicillium longicatenatum
Lineage: Eukaryota; Fungi; Ascomycota; Eurotiomycetes; Eurotiales; Aspergillaceae
Product: putative exosome complex subunit Rrp46
Exons: 2
Coding region: 1-747 (248 amino acids)
Biological process (GO): poly(A)-dependent snoRNA 3'-end processing; rRNA catabolic process; U4 snRNA 3'-end processing
Cellular component (GO): nuclear exosome (RNase complex); cytoplasmic exosome (RNase complex); nucleolus
Source: RefSeq, a predicted model, not a curated record